This is a messenger RNA of Photinus pyralis (common eastern firefly), 1938 nucleotides long. RefSeq lists its product as uncharacterized. The record is from RefSeq and is a predicted model, not a curated record. Bases 194 to 1678 code for a protein of 494 amino acids. Gene Ontology annotation, biological process: regulation of transcription by RNA polymerase II. Gene Ontology annotation, molecular function: DNA-binding transcription factor activity, RNA polymerase II-specific; RNA polymerase II transcription regulatory region sequence-specific DNA binding. Lineage: Eukaryota; Metazoa; Arthropoda; Insecta; Coleoptera; Lampyridae. Gene Ontology annotation, cellular component: nucleus. The transcript is spliced from 3 exons.
GACUCAUGUGUUUGAUUUAUAGAAAGUUUGAGGUUAUGUUUAUAUUUUCCUGUUUUCUGUUUAACUUUUUAAUUUGAAUAUGAACAUUUAUUAAAUGAAAAUAUGUUUGAAGAAUUAACCAUUUGGGCAGGUCGCUGCGCUAACGACAUUGUCACACCGAUCAUUUAAAGUAUCUGUUAUUAACUCUGCAAAUAUGGAUAAUCCCGAGUUAGAAGACAUAGCUGUAUUUUGCUUCCUAUGUAAAAAGGGUAACAUCUCCUUGGUUGAUAUUCGCUAUAAAACCGACCGUAAUAGUGUAAAGGAAAACCUGAUGGAGUUGUACGGAGAUGCUGUGGAGACCUACUUGGGGUGUGUCGACUUGGUAUGCUGGAAUUGUGCGCACAUUGUUGAGAGUAUGGCAUUUUUGAAAAGGCAUCUCUACGAAGUUAUCGUCGAUCACCACGUUAGUGUACAGGUACACGAUAAACCGGGAACACGAGUGUUUGACGUAUCGAGCACAUGGUCGUACUUAAAUUUCGAUAAUCCGCCCGACUCUGCUGCAUCGCCUAAUGAUCUGUUAAUGGUGACCGGCUCAAUACCGUACGUGGAAAGGUGCGACAACUUUGAGACCAAUUUCCACCGAUACAGAUACGACACACCCGCCUUAGAUCGUGAAGUACAACGUGUUACAUCUAGAAGCCGGUCUCGACGGAAAGGCCAUAACUGGACCCGUAAAAAAGGCAGCCAAAACAGACACAACUCGCUUCAUUCACGAACAUUGAGCCGCUAUUCUUACACGAGCAGAGGUAGUAAAACAAGUAGGGUUACCGCGGUUAGUGGUACUUCUCGAACAAGCGCAAGCAGCAGAAAGAAACAUUUACAAGAUUCCCUAAAGAAAUAUUUGGGAAGCGCCGUUGGUGACCUUUUCUAUCGUAAUGCUUCAUUAAGUAGGUUCUCUCGCGAGUAUUUAAAGAAAAACUAUCUAAAGGAGAGUGCAGACCUUUACGAACUAGACGAUAUAGUGCCGGAAAAUAGUUUGUCCAUAAGAACGAGGUUUGCUACGAAAAUACGCAAUGAGUUAAUGUUUGAAUAUAACCAGCUAAUAUACGAGUGUCCACACAGUGAGUGCGGUUUUACUGAAUUUAAUAUCGAAAAAUUGACUACCCAUAGAGUGGAGGUGCAUAAGGAAAUGGCAAUGUUUUUAUGCGAACAGUGCAAUUUUUAUUACAUAUCUCAGAAGGACUUGGAUAAGCACAUAGACGUACACUUUAAAACUUUCCUGGCCUACUGCAUAUACUGUUGGGCGGAAUACAGAAACAAACGCUCAUACGAGGCACAUUUGAAUGAGCACCUACUGUACUCCUAUCCCUGUAGUUAUUGUGAUAAAUUUUUUCUUUCAAAGAAGCAAAAGGAAAUUCACGUAAAGGUGGACCAUUCGGAUCCGGACAAGCGUGUUCGAAAACCUAAACGGCAGUUAAUAUUAGAUAGAAUAGAUAAAGUUAUAGAAACAGAAAGUGAUUGUGAACAAAGAGAAAGUACAAAUCAAUCUUCCGAAUUUGUUGUUAAAAUAUUGUGCCAACAUGGUAACGAAGAGGAAGCGAGGGCAGUUGAGGACAAUUUCGAAGAAACUGACAUGGUGAUAGAUACCUCAUUAAACUUAGAAACAGAGACAAUCAAUUUUGAUGACAUUAUGUCAUAACAGUGUCUUUAUUCGGAUUGCCUAGUUUUUGCCUAUUAUUUUAUAUUUAUGUAAAAAUCGAGCAGGUUUUGUAAAGAUUAUAUCAUGUACUGAUAAUUUUUCCAAAUGUAUCUCAUUUCUUUUAAGUUUUUUAAGACCUUUACAAAAACAAUUAUUUUUAUGCCAAAGUAUUAUAAUAAUAGUUGUAUUUUAUCCAAUGUUGGGAGCCGAAUUGUUUAUUGUAAAUUACUGUAUCUAUACUGUACAUUCAAGUUUUAAAA